AUGAGCCUGUCUUCAAAACAGUCCAAGGCGACUACGUCUUCUGUUGAACCUUCCAAGCUAAGUUGCUCCAAUGCGCUCUGGAGGGUGAAGUGCAGCGUGUCGCUGCUCACGGGCUUCGUUUUGGGCGUGAUUCCCGUGCGGGGCAUCUUUGGCUUCCUGGCGUUUGGGCUAGCCCAGGGCAUCGCUGGCUUGCUAUUCCUUACCUUCAUGAAACUCCCGGACUACGUCCUCGACCAUAUGGAGGCGCUGACGGAGCACGUGAUGAUGUCCUUCAGUUGUUUCACGGUAACCUGGAUAAUCACGUACAGCCUGUUCAAUUUCUGA
This is a messenger RNA of Babesia bigemina, 324 nucleotides long. RefSeq lists its product as hypothetical. The coding region runs from base 1 to 324 and encodes 107 amino acids. NCBI's taxonomy places the organism in Eukaryota, Apicomplexa, Aconoidasida, Piroplasmida, Babesiidae. The record is from RefSeq and is a predicted model, not a curated record. The transcript has 3 exons. Gene Ontology annotation, biological process: mitochondrial respirasome assembly.